This is a messenger RNA of Paraphaeosphaeria sporulosa, 810 nucleotides long. RefSeq lists its product as uncharacterized. The coding region runs from base 1 to 810 and encodes 269 amino acids. The record is from RefSeq and is a predicted model, not a curated record. Lineage: Eukaryota; Fungi; Ascomycota; Dothideomycetes; Pleosporales; Didymosphaeriaceae. The transcript is spliced from 2 exons.
AUGACCCGAAGAGGAAGGGAUGAGGCUGCUCGGAAGCGAUCGGCAUGGCGGCAUUUCUUAGCUAAGCAGCAUGCGCGCUUCACACUUCACUUUCUCGGUUUGCCUCCUCAUGGCUUCGCUGUAGACGGUAAUGCUCUCCCACCAUCGGCGCGAUUCUGGGGUUCGAUUGGCCACGCUCGCUGGGUCAUCUGGGCGCUAGGCGGUGAGGACGAAUACUGUAGUACGUUCUUAUCGACGGGCUGCACAACGGAAGUCUUUCGUCGGUCCACGCGAGCGAACAACGCACUAGCCGGCCGCUCUAGGCCUCUUACAUUCCUCUUUGAGCCGCGCAGCUGUGUUUCACGGGCCCUGAGCAUGACACUCGACGCUGGUUGGCCUGCCCAAAGAGUCAAACGAGAUGCAGGGUCCGACGCAGGGUCCAGUCCACUUUUUGCCGGUAUUCGGAGACAGGCACACGACCCGGGGCUUACCACCACUGCAAGAAGCCACGCGAGCGCUUCGGCGCUGAAAGUUCUGCUCAAACCCUUCGAUAUAGUGCGUGUAUGGAGAAGGCAUACCGCUCGCCUUCAUAUGACCGUGCAUACUGUGCACAGCGGCCCCAGACGCGGAUGGCCACGUCCACCGCCUAGAACUACAGCUCAUGCGAGGGCUGCAUGUAUUCCCCGGGCGACCCUAGACGUGGGCCCGAGCAUCUCGGCUGGCCCGCUUCACGUUUAUCAAACUUAUCACAGUGCAGCUAAUCCGGGGAGCACCCUGCCGUCGGCGUGGGCUGCGGUCCGAGCGCUCGAGGAGUCAAAGGCGCACGUAUAA